This is a messenger RNA of Prunus persica (peach), 1461 nucleotides long. RefSeq names its product transcription factor IIIA. Gene Ontology annotation, biological process: regulation of transcription by RNA polymerase II. Gene Ontology annotation, cellular component: nucleus. The transcript is spliced from 6 exons. Lineage: Eukaryota; Viridiplantae; Streptophyta; Magnoliopsida; Rosales; Rosaceae. The record is from RefSeq and is a predicted model, not a curated record. The coding region runs from base 142 to 1221 and encodes 359 amino acids.
AACGAGGAGUGGUAAAUAGUUUUUCUUCAAGAAAACGAAAUCCCUAGCCGCGAAGCAGACAUCUCAGAAGGCAAACCAAGCGUCGGUUGUCGUUGUUGCUGAUUUUGGCGGGUGAGAGUUGAGAGAAAGCGCGAGAAAUCAAUGGGUAUAGGGGAAGCAGAGGAGGAAGGACCUAUUUUCAGGGAUAUAAGGCGAUAUUAUUGUGAGUACUGCGGCAUCUGCAGGUCCAAAAAGACCCUGAUUGCUUCUCACGUGCUCACUCACCACAAGGAAGAGAUGGAAAUGGCCAAAGAGGCUGAUGGGGAAAGAGAGAGGGAAAAAUCCAAUACUUGCCAAGAAUGUGGUGCUACUUUUAAAAAACCUGCAUAUCUCAAGCAACACAUGCAAAGCCAUUCCCUUGAGAGGCCGUACGUUUGUUUGGUGGAUGAUUGUCGUUCCAGCUUCAGAAGAAAGGACCACUUAAAUCGUCAUCUUCUUCAGCACCAAGGGAAACUCUUUAAGUGUCCGAUUGAGAACUGUAAUCGUGGGUUUGUUUCCCAAGGUAACAUGAGGAGGCAUGUGAGAGAACUCCACAAUGAGGAUGAUCCUUUGGCUAAUGUUGGAGGUCAGAAGCAGCAUGUAUGCCAGGAUUGUGGAAAGGUGUUCAAAUUUGCUUCAAAGCUGCAGAAGCAUGAGAAUUCUCAUGUUAAGCUGGAUUCAGUGGAAGCAUUCUGCUCUGAACCUGGCUGUAUGAAAUAUUUUUCUAAUCAGAAAUGCCUUAAGGCCCAUAUUCAGUCCUGCCACCAACAUAUCACCUGUGAGAUAUGUGGGACCAAGAAGCUGAAAAGGAACAUCGAACGGCAUCUCUGCACGCAUGAAGGGGGACGUGCUUCAGUGGAGAGAAUUAAAUGCAGUUAUAAGGGUUGUCUUCACACAUUUUCAACUAAAUCAAAUCUCCAUCAACAUGUCAAGGCAGUACACCUUGAACAUAAACCUUUUGUCUGUAGCUUUUCGGGUUGUGGCGUGAGAUUCGCAUACAAGCAUGUGAGAGAUAAGCAUGAGAAGACUGGACGUCAUGUCUAUGCAUAUGGGGAUUUUGAAGAGGCUGAUGAGCAAUUCCGGUCAAGGCCAAGGGGCGGCCGUAAGAGGAAGUACCCCACUAUAGAAAUGCUCGUACGAAAAAGGGUGACUCCACCAGACCAAUUGGGCCAGGAGUCUGAGUACCACUCCUGGUUGCUCUAACAAGAGGCUGAAGACGAGAAUUGAGCCAUGCCCUUGAAGUAAGUGAUUGGACAUAUCCACUACAUACGCUAACCUACGUAGAAGUUUGUGUGUCAUGAAUCUGAACAUUAGAUAUGGAAAUUGGGUGAUGCUGUGAAUCUGAACACUAAAUAUGUAUAGCAUUUCUGUAUUUUUUGAAGAUAAGCAUUAUUCUGUUUAGUUGAAUGGUAUUUAUUAAUCCAAUAGUUGAACCACGACCUC